Molecule: messenger RNA, 1428 nt
Organism: Gossypium arboreum
Lineage: Eukaryota; Viridiplantae; Streptophyta; Magnoliopsida; Malvales; Malvaceae
Exons: 3
Coding region: 380-1192 (270 amino acids)
Source: RefSeq, a predicted model, not a curated record
UCCAGAUAAAGUAAACCUGAAUCAAAUCAUUAUUAUAGGCAUAUGUCUCAGAUUAUAGACGAAAUAAUUUGCAUGAAAUGAUUUUUAUAUUUAUUGAUUAAUAAAAUAUAACUUAUUUUUAUUUUUGUAGGUCAGAGAUUAAUAUUAUUAUAGGCAUAUAUCUCAGAUUAUACAUUUUAUUAUUCAAAAAAAAAAAUUAACCCAAAAUUUCGUAAAACAUAAGCGUUGGCAUCGACUGAAUUCUGAAUUUUGUAGCAUUUCUUCAUAAUUUUAUUUUAAUUUCUGAUUUUCUUGUUGUUUCCAUUCUUCUUCUUUUUCCAAGGUUGUUCAUCUCUGGUUCUCCACCAGAUCUAUUAUAUUGUCGUUGUUUAAGAAGGUGAUGGAUAGAAAUGCAAUGACAACAUCGAUUUUAUUGUUUUUAAUCGUCACUGAUGUUUCCAAUGCUUCUUCGUCUUCGUCUUUGAAGCUUAGAUACUUAGCUAAUGAAUCUCCAUCAAAGAAUGACACCGUUUCUACUUCUACAACGCCGCCUAGCUCUCCGUUGCCAAUUCUUUUAUCGGCUUCAGGCAAGAAGAAAUUGGAUCCAAAACUUGAUCCGAAUUCAUCCAACAAAACGGAUUUUGUGAUGCCACUUCUCGGUGACAAGAAAGAUCCAAAACCAUUGGGUAAACCGAAGAAGGUGAGUGCAUCUCCUCAAAAGGAAAAAGUUAGUGGAAACAAUCCAAGUUUAACUCCAAAUCCGAAAAGUGAUAAAACAAUGAAGGAAAAUAAGGAGAAGAAAAAUAAUGUAGGUGGUGGAAACAAUCUAAAUAGUACAAACACUGUGAAAAGAGGUUAUACAAACAAGGAUAAGGAAAAGAAGAAGACGACAAAGUCAAACGUGAUUGGAAAUGAUUCAAAGUCAAAUAUUGAUGAUACAUGUGCCGGCAUAGCUAGUAGAUGUGAAGACCAAAACUCUUUGAUUGCAUGCGUUAAGGGUUUUGGAACUGGGUCCAAAGAAGGGAUUGUUUUGGUCCAUAAUAAGGGAGAAAAAACUUUGAAUGUCAAUCUUAUAGGCCCUUUUGGAGCAUCUUUUCCCAAGAGACUUAGAGUACCAAAACAUGGUAUUGAAAAGGUAUCUUCUUAUCUUUCUCUCUUAUGCUUUGUCACUCUUUCCUCAUUAUCUUUAGACCUUGUGAGACCUAUUUCAUGAGGAAUAAGAUUCAGAAUAUAUAUAUGUAUAUAUAUUUGUUUUUGGUAGGCUAUAACAUGAGUAUGGAAGAAAUAUUGUUGAUGUUGGGACUUGGAACUUCAGAUUUGUUAAGGUCGCCUCUUAAGGUUGACCAAAAAAAGGUGACCUCUUAAGUAUGACUAAAUAUACCAUCUAAGCUCUAAUGUUAGAUGAAAGCACUUAAUAGGACUUUUCCCGGUUGAAUAUUAAAUAUAUUG